This is a messenger RNA of Knipowitschia caucasica, 489 nucleotides long. Lineage: Eukaryota; Metazoa; Chordata; Actinopteri; Gobiiformes; Gobiidae. The record is from the annotation of a GenBank genome assembly.
AUGGUUCCGAAGCCAGACGGUGGGUGGCGUCCGUGUGGUGACUACCGCCGUCUUAAUGAUGCGACCACGCCCGAUCGUUACCCGGUGCCCCACAUUCAGGACUUUUCCGUACAUUUGGCGGGGAAGUCCGUGUUCUCUAAAGUGGAUCUGGUGCGGGGUUACCACCAAGUCCCGGUGCACCCGGCGGACAUACCGAAGACGGCAGUGGUGACUCCUUUCGGGCUGUUCGAGUUCCUCAGGAUGCCUUUUGGCCUGAAGAACGCAGCCCAGUCGUUCCAGCGGCUAAUGGACUCGGCACUCAGGGACAUGCCUUUCAUCUUCGUCUACUUGGACGAUGUCCUCGUCGCCAGCUCCUCGGAGGAGGAGCACCUGACACAUCUCCGAGUUCUUUUUACACGGCUCGACCAGCACGGGCUGAUCAUUAACCCGGCUAAGUGUGUUUUUGGGGGUGCCGUCCAUAAAGUUCCUCGGGCAUCUCAUCACCAGUGA